CGAGCCGAGCCCCGGCAGCGCCUGCGCGGGGAGAGCAUGGCCACGCUGCGCAGGCUGCGGGACGUGCCCAGGCACUUGCUGGUGUGCGAGAAGUCCAACUUCGGCCACGACAAGUCGCGCCACCGGCAUCUCGUGGAGACGCACUAUCACAAUUACAGGGUUUCACUUCUGAUUCCUGAAUGUGGGAUACUGUCAAAAGAACUGAAAGAACUGGUCAUGAAAACUGGACCCUAUUACUUUGUGAAGGAUUUACCUCUCCAUGAGUUAAUCACUCACGAAUUCAUCAAUACUUUCGUAAAGAAAGGUUCAUGCUACGCGCUGACGUACAACACAAAUAUCGAUGAGGAUAAUACAGUCGCCCUGCUGCCAAAUGGGAAGCUAAUUUUAUCACUGGAUAAAGACACUUACGAAGAAACUGGACUUCAGGGCCGUCCAUCCCAGUAUUCCGGCAGGAAAGUCAUGAAAUUUAUUGUUUCCAUUGACUUGAUGGAUUUAGCCUCUAACCUGGACUCUAAGAAAUAUGGAAGAGUAUCUUGGUCCUUCAAAGAAAAGAAGCCAUUGAAAUUUGAUUUCCUUUUGGCUUGGCAUCAAACAGGUGCAGAAGAAUCGGCGAUGAUGUCACACUUUUCCGAUUACGGAAUUCAGGAGCGUCAGCCUGACGUGGUGCUGGGUGCGGUGGCAGAGCUGCGGUGCCCGGUGCUGCGGAGCGGCCAGCUCAGGGGCGAACCUGGGGCGGCGUGUGGCGCCCGGGAGCUCCUGGACUGGCUGGGUGCCGUCUUCAGCCACGCCGAGCUAAAUAACGAGCCAAAUAAUUUCAUAUCCACCUACUGCUGUCCCCAGCCAAGCACAGUGGUGGCAAAAGCCUACCUUUGCACCAUCACGGGCUUCAUACUUCCGGAGAAGAUACAUCUCCUGUUGGAGCAGCUGCGUCACUACUUUGACGAACCAAAGCUGGCCCCGUGGGUGACCUUGUCGGUUCAAGGCUUCGCAGACAGCCCUGUUUCCUGGAGAGAAAACGAGCACGGAUUUGGAAAAGGAGGAGAGCAUUUAUACAACUUUGUGAUUUUUAGUAAUCAGGACUACUGGCUUCAGAUGGCUGUCGGGGCAGAUGAUGACUGUCCACCGUGACGCGCACAGGACAGGUGACGACUGUCUGCUGUGACACGUGCAGGGCACGUGAUGACUGUCCACCGUGACGCGCAGGACAGGUGACCACUAUCCGCUGUGACACGUGCAGGAUUAAAGUCACGUUCGUUUAUGUUUAUGCUGGUUUUCAGACUUCUCGUCAGUAAAAGGACUGUGUUCACUGCAACCUGGAUGGUGAUGACGUUUCUUAGAUCAGCAUCCGUUGGCAUCUGCUCUGGCCUCAGGCCCAUCCUGUGACUGCACCUGGGCCCACCGUCCAGUGGAAGCUCAUAGCUGAUUCCUCCCUGUCAGUAUGAGCCCAGGGAGGGAGUCACUGCGUGGUGCCCUGGGCCAGGAUGGCCGGGGACCAGGGGUUGUGGGACCACUGGUAAGAUGUGUGCUGUGACUCAGGCACAUGAUUACAACCUUUCACACAAUAGUAAAAAGAAGUCCUCACAUCAUACUUACCAGAGCCAGUUCCUGCGGUUGGUGCUGUUUAAUCCUCACAUCAGUCCUGGGAGGGAACAGGCGGGGAGUCUACAUGAGCCCCCAAGGUCACGCUGCUGAUGGGUCUGAGACUGGAUCCCGGCCAGUUGGCUCCUGAGUGUGUGUGCUCACCGGCUGCUCCUGGGUCAGGAGGGGCUUCUGGAUACUGUAUGUUGUUAAGGAACAAGUUGAAUACUUUUUUUGCCAGCAGCAUGGCUAAUAAGGACCAGCUAAAAAACAGCUAAAACUUCUGGAAUACCUAUCAAGAACCUUUUUUUUUUUUUAAUGUCUCAGUGAACCAUAAGAAUUCUGAGCAGCUUAAAUAAAUUUUUAUUUGGC
Vicugna pacos (alpaca) is the source of this 1950-nucleotide messenger RNA. RefSeq names its product ribonuclease P/MRP subunit p40 (gene RPP40). Gene Ontology annotation, cellular component: ribonuclease MRP complex; multimeric ribonuclease P complex. The record is from RefSeq and is a predicted model, not a curated record. NCBI's taxonomy places the organism in Eukaryota, Metazoa, Chordata, Mammalia, Artiodactyla, Camelidae. Gene Ontology annotation, molecular function: ribonuclease P activity; ribonuclease MRP activity. Gene Ontology annotation, biological process: tRNA 5'-leader removal; endonucleolytic cleavage in ITS1 to separate SSU-rRNA from 5.8S rRNA and LSU-rRNA from tricistronic rRNA transcript (SSU-rRNA, 5.8S rRNA, LSU-rRNA).